AUGGAACCGGUUUCACAACAACGACUUGACGAACUAAAAGCAAAAUUAGCUUUGCUUGAGGGUGACCGGAAAGCAUACUUUGAGAGUGCGUUACAUGUGCUUGCAGAAAACAAGAAAGGAGUAUGUGAUCUACGACUUGAAAAUACGAAAUUGAGGAACAUUUUGCGAGAAAGACUUUCAGCUGAUCAACAUAUUAUAAACCACGUACUUCAUAAUCGACAAGCUGAUAAAGUUUACAUGGCCAACAAAACUGGUGCAGUUGCGAUUGAGCUUAUGGACUAUCGUAUUUGUGACACAAUGAAAAAGCUGAAUGCCUUGAAACAUACUACUGUUCAGAAAGAAAAAAGGAUAGAAGAGAUAAAAUCGCAGUAUAGAGAGAUUGCACAACUAAUUGAGGAUGGGAAUGCUACAUACGCAGGAACAAACAAAGAAGGGAAAAUGCUGCGUGAUCUAGAAAAUCGCCUUGAUAAAGCUCAACUAAAGUAUCAUGAGGCAGAACACAUACGAAAAACUUAUGAACAGAUAAAAGAACGGCUUCAAGACGAACAUCUUACAUAUGAACAUAGUCUCGAUCAUUUAGAAAAACAGAUAAAGGCAACUCAAGAAGAAGUUUCACAGCUUCAAAAAAUGUAUAAUGAUGCUAUAUUAGCCCGUGAUGCAGCUCAACGAGAACUGAAGUUUCAAGAAGAACAUAUUACCUCUGAACGUCGACGCCGUGAGAUUGAACUUGCUAACAUGAAGAGAAUUGUCGAGGGCAAGAAGAUUAUUGUCGAUAAAACCGAACAACAGCCUAGUAGAGAAUCCAUUUCUUCUGAAGUUGUUCAAAGUGAAAGUGUUCGAGAUCCUAGUGGAGGUACUGGAGAAAAAAUUUCAGGUUUAGGAGGAAUAGGAAUAACAGAAGAUCAACAAUUGAAAAUAGCCAGUUAUGAAGAAUCAUUUAAAAGUAUUAAAGAAGUUACUGGAUUAUCUGACCUUGAUCAGAUAGUUAAACGAUUUCAAAGUCAAGGUGAAACAUUGAAACAUUUGAAUGAACUAAAAAACAAGGCUGAAAAGCAGUGUCAAGAACUUCGUAAACAAAGAGAUAAGUUACAACAGGAAUUUGAGGAACUCAAGUAUUCUGGUGAGACAGAACUAAAGAGUGUAAAUCAAAUGUUGGAUCAGUAUCAUGAAGAAGCAAAUGCAGAAGCUGAACGUCGAGCUAGAUGUCAUCAGAAUGCAGAAGAUGCUAAUCAUCUUCUUACUGAAUGCAAGGCAGGAGUUGAUCAUAUAUAUGAUAAAUUAUCUUUUCUAAAUGUGCCUACAAUUAAAGGAAUAGAAAAUGUUAAUGAUGAAAAUGAUAUUAACAUCAGUGAUAUACCAGAACUUCUUAAAAUGUGUAAUAGUAAAUUGGAUGAACUUAUGGAUAGUUUAACUGAUGUCAACAUUGAUGAACAACUGAAUUUAAUGGAACGAGAAGAGUUCUUUUCAAAACUGGAAACUGGAAUCCCAGAGAAUAAUAUGCGAAUACACCUUCCUCCUGUUAUGAAGUGUGAAAGUGUUGCUGAUGACAAUGAUGGAGGUGCUGAUGAUAAUGAUAUACUAACAAGAACAGCUUUGAAGAAACAAGCUCAACAAAUUGUUGAGAUGAGAAAUAAGAAAAGACAAAAUAAAAAGAAGAAAAGGAAGGCACGAUAA
Messenger RNA from Heterobilharzia americana, 1674 nucleotides. The record is from the annotation of a GenBank genome assembly. NCBI's taxonomy places the organism in Eukaryota, Metazoa, Platyhelminthes, Trematoda, Strigeidida, Schistosomatidae.